GGACCGCAGAUUCAUCCGUCCUACAAGCCCUUGGAUACGUGAAACAAUUACACACUCGGCCGUUCGUCCCUGCAGAAUAGAGGGCAGCUUCACCGUAUUGGCCACAAGCUGUCGCAAGCCUGCCAGCAUUGCCCUGAGCUGCGAUGGCGAGUUCAUUCGAGAAGUCGGUGAAAGGGGCGACCAAGAUAAAGGCCGCACCUCCGAAGUCAAAAUAUAUCGAACACAUCUUAAUAGCGACGCAUUCAGGAGAAGCCGGUGUGGGCGAGGUGUUCCGGGCGCUGCAGAACCGCCUGCGAGAUUCAACAUGGACGGUAGUUUUCAAGAGUUUGAUCACAGUUCAUCUGAUGAUCAGGGAGGGAUCGCCAGAUGUGACUUUGGCUUAUCUAGCACGGCAUAGAUCAAUGCUUGCCAUAAGCAGCUUCUCUGAUGUACAAACCCAGGGCCGGAACAUUCGACAUUACACGAACUACUUGAACGAGAGAGCAAGGGCAUACCGGGAAACGAAAUGCGACUUUGUCCGAGGGGCUGAGAAAAGGUUGGAGAAGAUGAGUGUUGACAAAGGACUGCUUAGAGAGACCGAGACUGUUCAACACCAGAUUACGGCGUUACUGAAAUGCGAUGUCAUGGAAAACGAGGCCGAGAACGAGAUCACCAUUACCGUUUUCCGAAUGUUGAUAUUGGACCUUCUGGCAAUGUACCACGUUGAGAACCAAGCGAUGAUCAACAUACUGGGCCAUUUCUUCGAAAUGUCGAGACCAGACGCUGAAAGGGCAAUGGAGAUUUACAACAACUUCGUCAAGCAGACAGACUUUGUGGUCAGAUAUCUGAGUGUUGCUCGACAAUAUGAACACCAAACUCGAGUAGAGGUACCGAAAUUGAAGCAUGCCCCAGUAAAUCUUGGAAAGCAACUGGAAGACUACCUGAUGGACCCGGACUUUGAGAUCAAUAGGAGACAGUAUUUGGCAGAGCAAGAGUCAAAGAAAGGCAAAUCCGGAACCAACGGAGUGAGCAAACCAUUUGGAGCAAAUUCGAAAAGCGAGUCAGAAUCUCGAGCUGCGGCAGGACGAAACUUCCCGGCUGCAUCUGAGGCACCAGCCUCGAAGCCAGCCCAACCAGCAAAAGGACCAGAUCCAGAUCUUAUUGACUUCUUUGAUUCGAUUGAACAAAAUCAACAACCAAUGGCAACUCAACCCGGGAUGCAACAAGAUGCCCCUCAGUUCAAUGGUGCGCCCUUUCAGAUGCAGCAGCCACAGCAAUUCCAGCAAAAUGGAUUUGCAGCCCAACAAACAGGAUUCCAGAAUCCAAACCAAUUCCAACAACAACCUUUCAAUACUGGAUUUGGUGGGCCUCAGCAACCCCAGCCAAUCCAGACGGCUUUCACAGGAGCAGGUUUUGGUGGCUAUACACCACAACCUUCUUUCCAACCAGGAAAUCUCUCGUCAAUUCCACAAGAUACCCCAGCAAGUUUCCAGCCACAACAACAGCAACAACAGCAACAACAACAACAACUUGGAAACAUGCAAGCUGGCCAGCAGACAACCAAUCCUUUCCGGUUAUCCAUGAUGGCGAGUCCAACAGGCAUGAAUGGACCCUCAUUUCCUGCAUCCCCUCCAAUAACGUCUCCAAUGACACGCCAAUCAACGAACCCAUUCGCCAAGUCGAUACCUCCACAAGUUCAACCAUUUUCACCACCACCCGACCAGCAGUUUCAGCAGCAAAUACAACAGCAGCCAACCGCUGCCCCACUUCGCCCUAUGGCUACUGGGACAAAUCCAUUUGCCAAGAACCUCGCUUUGAAUGCUGCUGCACAACGACCUCAGACGAGUGCAGGAUUAAUGGCACAACCAACUGGCAGCACGAAUCCCUUCCGGCAAUCCCAAUUUGUAAAUACGGCGACAGGAGCUGGUUGGCAGAAUAAUCAGCAACCGAUAGGUGGCGGUUUGGACAAUGUUGAAACUAUUCCAGUAUUUCCAAGACCUGCACAACAAACACCGUGGGGGCAGUAGGCAAGGGGAAGUGUCUUUCUUUUCACGAUUAUCAAGAUCAUUGCAGCACGGCGUUACGAGAGAAGUCAGGUCGAAAUACGACGUGGUUAGGCAUUAAAUGCAUAAUGUGAUAUUACAAGGCCCUUCUAGAUGAGAA
Messenger RNA from Hyaloscypha bicolor E, 2142 nucleotides. RefSeq names its product ANTH-domain-containing protein. NCBI's taxonomy places the organism in Eukaryota, Fungi, Ascomycota, Leotiomycetes, Helotiales, Hyaloscyphaceae. Gene Ontology annotation, biological process: clathrin coat assembly; clathrin-dependent endocytosis; vesicle budding from membrane. The record is from RefSeq and is a predicted model, not a curated record. Gene Ontology annotation, cellular component: clathrin-coated pit; clathrin-coated vesicle. The transcript has 6 exons. Gene Ontology annotation, molecular function: 1-phosphatidylinositol binding; SNARE binding; phosphatidylinositol-4,5-bisphosphate binding. The coding region runs from base 144 to 2006 and encodes 620 amino acids.